AUGAGCGUGUUACAAUCCACGAUGCUCUACGGAGCGGAAGUAUGGGCUGACGCACUCUCAAUUGAGACCUACAGAAAGAAGCUAGCCACUGUCCAGCGCAGAGGUGCUCUGAGAAUCACAAGUGCGUACAGAACAGUCUCUGAGUGUGCCGUUCUUACCGUUGCUGGUAUUCCUCCAAUUGACCUCCUGGCUCUCGAGAGAAAAAGGAUUUACAGCUAUCGCCGAAAUGGAGCGCUUGAUGCGGCCAUGAAGCGACACGAAAAAGCUAUCACACAAGCGUUGUGGAAAGAGAGAAACGAAGUCAGCGCCACAGGAAUAUGGACGAAAUGA
Molecule: messenger RNA, 330 nt
Organism: Microplitis mediator
Lineage: Eukaryota; Metazoa; Arthropoda; Insecta; Hymenoptera; Braconidae
Exons: 1
Coding region: 1-330 (109 amino acids)
Source: RefSeq, a predicted model, not a curated record